Molecule: messenger RNA, 1692 nt
Organism: Drosophila kikkawai
Lineage: Eukaryota; Metazoa; Arthropoda; Insecta; Diptera; Drosophilidae
Gene: Drip
Product: aquaporin homolog protein drip
Biological process (GO): transmembrane transport
Cellular component (GO): plasma membrane
Molecular function (GO): channel activity
Source: RefSeq, a predicted model, not a curated record
UUUGCGCUCGAGCAGCGAACGUGGUAGCACAGCUUACGAAAAUCCCAGCAGCAAGUGAAAAGAAAAGAAAAGCGUACGGCAUUUUGAAAAUUCGAAAAAGGAAAUCGAAGCUCGUAAACCAAUUUAAUUUAAAAAUAGUAAUAAUAAAAUCGAGUUAUUGUCGAGAGAAGGAGAGAGUGUGGAAAAUAAGUGAAAACUAAACGAGACUCUGUGCAACCUCAAGACUCUUAACCUUAACAAUUAUAUUUAUACAAAGCUAUUUGGCACAAUUCGAUUUUUUCGAUUCAAGUGCCCACUUUUACCUGCAGCUAAAUUAGUAAAAAAACGAAAUAUAAAUCCCACAAAAAGCGCGCUUUGAAAACGAAAGCAAAAGUUUUGAUUGAAAAACCCCCACGCUCUGCGAUAUUUUGCUAAAUUCGAGUGGCAACCGCAAAAAAAACACCGCAUAAAACCCCAAAAAACACCCCACAGAAGACAGCAAAAAUGGUCGAGAAAACAGAAAUGUCGAAAUUCGUUGGCGUUGCCGACAUAACCGAGAACAAGAAAAUCUGGCGCAUGCUGCUCGGCGAACUGGUGGGCACAUUUUUCUUGGUCUUCGUCGGCGUUGGCAGCACGAUCAGCGGAAGUGUACCACAAAUCGCAUUCACCUUUGGCUUAACGGUGGCCACCAUUGCCCAGGGCCUGGGUCACCUGAGUGGCUGCCACAUCAACCCCGCCGUUACUCUGGGCUUCCUGAUCGUCGGCGAGAUCAGCAUCCUCAAGGCGGCCUUCUACAUCAUUGUGCAGUGUGUGGGCGCCAUUGCUGGAGCGGCUGUGAUCAAGGUGGCUCUCAAUGGAGUGGCUGGUGCUGGUCUGGGUGUCUCCAGCUUUAAUACCGAUCUGGAUGCUGGCCAGGCAGUGCUGAUUGAGGCUCUGAUCACCUUCAUUCUGGUGUUUGUGGUGAAGGCUGUGUCGGAUUCGGCUCGUUUGGAUAUCAAGGGAUCGGCGCCGCUGGCUGUGGGAUUGUCCAUCACUGCUGGACACCUGUGUGCGAUCAAACUGAGCGGUGCCAGCAUGAAUCCCGCCCGAUCCUUUGGUCCCGCUGUGGUCCAGGGUAUGUGGGCCGAUCACUGGGUGUACUGGGUAGGACCCAUUGCUGGUGGUUUGAUUGCCGGAAUCCUCUAUCGAUUCAUCUUCAAGGUACGCAAGGGCGACGAUGAGGCCAACUCGUACGACUUCUAGGCAGUGUCUCCCAGAAAAUUCCCUAACUUUAUAAAAUAUUUGUAAAUGUAAAUGUCCGCACACAUAAAAGACAAAACCCGCUUACCAUUCGCAUCACAUCUUCGCUUUCCAUACAGACAGGGACACACAUCGAAUUCGCUUCUUCCGAAACAAUUUCUCCUAGAAUAUAUUGUCACAUUUUUAUUUGUUAAAAAAUAAAAAAAGCAAAUGUUUAAGUUUUAAUUAAAAACGCGAAAUAUGCAAUAUAAAAUAUGAUAUUGUAUUUGAGUAAUUAUAAGCUAAAUUAUACGCACACACAAACACACACAGAACACAACAUCAUUACACAAAUCAAAAGGAAAAACUGUAUUUGAAAAGCACAGUAUGUAUUCCCUGGGAAAAUCGCUGGAUUUUCCUUACCGUUGAACACUAUUGUUGAGCACCUACGAAUUGUAUUAUGACUAUGUGUAAUAAAAAAGAAUUAAGAAAAUA